Molecule: messenger RNA, 1695 nt
Organism: Helicoverpa armigera (cotton bollworm)
Lineage: Eukaryota; Metazoa; Arthropoda; Insecta; Lepidoptera; Noctuidae
Gene: Osi21
Product: Osiris 21
Exons: 4
Coding region: 631-1323 (230 amino acids)
Cellular component (GO): membrane
Source: RefSeq, a predicted model, not a curated record
AUCACUACUGCACCAGCACGGCACGACACUGCUUUUACUUUCCUGUAAAUCGUAUAUAGUCUUUGUACUGUACCUAUAAAUGUAGUGGCUUCAACGUAGUUUACAAUGUACGUACAUCCUGUGCGUCAGAGUGCAAGGCCGAUACAGUUCACCUGGUGCAAGUGCGAAGCAACCUUGCACCCUGCGCACGCGCUCAUAAAGACUCCAAUACUUUUCACCAGCUCAGACUCAGCGGCAACUAAUGAACUGAAAUCGGUCUCUUGCGAAUGAAAUGUGGGACUGAAUGGUGUUCAUAGCGCACGCAAGUGUUUGUAAUUACACUUUUUCACACACGUAAACGUGAAGUAGGUGCAGCAGUCGUUGCAAUUGGUAACAGAUAUGUGUCUUGCUUUUUGCCGUACAUUUUAUCGGAGAAAUUGGCUUGGAAAAUGUUUCUCGAUCAUUUUCAAGUUCAGUUACGUAAGUGCGCGUGCGGAGAAUUAGUGCGGAAUAGCGGAUGUUUGGUGGUGCUCGACGGCCAAGUGGCGCACGGUUAUAAGCUCUCACCCGCGCCACCGCCUGGCAGUCGCUGCUGGACCACCCUCAUACACGUUCAGUUUUAGUUUAGUGCUGUGUGUGACAAAAACGAACAUGUGUACCGCUUUCCGGAUAUACGUCCUAUCUGUUAUCUGUGUAGCAGUCGCCGCGGGCAAUGUGCACGGACCUCGAAGAUCCCGUAGGAUGGAGGUCGACGAUUCAGCACAAAACGAAAUUGACAGUGGACGAGCUGAGGACAGCUCGUGGUGGUGGACAGGCGAAUUCUCUGUUUUACAGAAACUUUACGACGACUGCAGUGCGCAAAAGCACAUGUCAAUGUGUUUGAAGGGAAAAGCUUUGAUGGCACUCACAAGAGCAGUGGAACAGGAGAGCGUUCAGCUCGCCGAUGGGCUGACGUUGGUGAAGCAAGCUGACGCACCCUCCGCGGUUGCGGAGCCGCGCUUCUUCCCUGGUAUGUCCACAGAAGAUAAGCUGGAUGCCAUGUUGCGCACAAGGUUCCAGCAGUUAAUGAACACACACACCAUUUCUAUGGAUUUGGCAUCGGAAGGCAGGGGUAGAGGUAAGAAGGUGCUUCCUUACCUGUUACUCGGUAUUUUCACUACCGUAACGAUUGUGGGAGGAAUGGCGCUAAAGACUCUCGCAGCGAUUGCCGGCAAAGCCCUCAUCGCCAGUAAGGUUGCUCUAACUAUUGCUGGUAUCAUCGCCCUGAAGAAACUGUUCAGUCACGACGGAGCCCCCGCUGAAACCACCUUCCAAGUGCACGCUGAUGGACACCAUAGUAUUUAAUUCGAAGGCGGAACCUGUAUGUGGUGAGGCCAGCGAAAGGUGGCGCGGUGGACCCGUACUCGUACGGGGAGCAGAGCACGGCGAGCGCGUAGCCGCACCAGCUCGCAGCCGGCGGCCGCUGGCCCCGCCGGCGUCACCCGCAGCCGCUCACCACCGCCGCGACCAUCGCGCCAACACACAAAAUAACCUCAAACCAAAGUACCGUCCUCCGCGGACAUCCCUCUGAGACGAAACGGUCGUCCAUCUCAAUUUCAAAUCUAUGUCAGUAAAUUAUUUAAUGUAAUUUAUUUAUUUGUGACUACAGUUGUAUGUUUAAUGAUAAUUAAUUUAUUAAAGUGAUGUAAGAGGUAAUAAUAAAAAAUGUUACACUCA